AACUACAAUGCAAAAUUCAGAGAAGUAUGAAUUUUGGAAGCUAUCUGUGAUUCUGCUAACGAAUUAUUUCAGAAAGUAUGGAUCUGCUUGCUUCACCUGUAAAUGUGAAUUGAGUUGGUUCCCUCCUCUUUCCCUAGUUGGAGAAUAUCCAGACAACGGGUGGAAUUCAUCGUCAUGCUAUGAAGAAUGUUUUGUUAGUACAAGGGUUUCGGCUUGCCAGACAGAAUGAUUCCCUUUCUCCUCUCCCUGAACGCUGUCUCAGGGGUUCUCCUGACAUGCCCCUAAAGGUAAUUUGGGGUGGAGGACAACAAGAGGGGAAGCCCCAUUGUGCAAGCAGAAGGCCUUGUACAGCGCUGCUUCCUCUCCUGGGGUUUCUAGUGAUGUUUGCAGGCAGGUUAGAUGUCAUGGACUGGUUGGACGCAGAGGAAUGGUGGGAGGAACCAGCUGGGAAACCACCAAGGAAAGAAGGUGCAGAGCCCAGUGAGUGGUUGUUGUUGCUGUUUAGUUGUUUAGUCGUGUCCGACUCUUCGUGGCCCCCUGGACCAGAGCACGCCAGGCCCUCCUGUCUUCCACUGCCUCCCGCAGCCUGGUCAAACCCAUGCUGGUAGCCUCGAGAACACUGUCCAACCAUCUCGUCCUCUGUCGUCCCCUUCUCCUUGUGCCCUCCAUCUUUCCCAACAUCAGGAUCUUUUCCAGGGAGUCUUCUCUUCUCACGAGGUGGCCAAAGUAUUGGAGUCUCAGUUUCAGGAUCUGUCCUUCCAGUGAGCACUCAGGGCUGAUUUCCUUCAGAAUGGAUAGGUUUGAUCUUCUUGCAGUCCAUGGGACUCUCAAGAGUCUCCUCCAACACCAUAAUUCAAAAGCAUCGAUUCUUCGGUGAUCAGCCUCCUUUAUGGUCCAGCUCUCACUUCCAUACAUCAGUGUGGUGUAGUGGUUAAGAGCGGUAGUCUCGUAAUCUGGGGAACCGGGUUCGUGUCUCCGCUCCUCCACAUGCAGCUGCUGGGUGACCUUGGGAUAGUCACACUUCUUUGAAGUCUCUCAGCCCCACUCACCUCACAGAGUGUUUGUUGUGGGGGAGGAAGGGAAAGGAGAAUGUUAGCCGCUUUGAGACUCCUUAAAGGGAGUGAAAGGCGGGAUAUCAAAUCCAAACUCUUCUUCUUCUACUACUACUACUUGGAAAACCAUGGCUUUAAAUAUACGGACCUCAGUUGGCAAGGUGAUGUCUCUGCUUUUUAAGAUGCUGUCUAGGUUUGCCAUCGCCUUUCUCCCAAGGAGCAGGCGUCUUUUAAUUUCGUGACUGCUGUCCCUUUUAAUUUCGUGACUGCUGUCCAUUUCUUCCCCUUCUAUUUGCCAGGAGGUGAUGGGACCAGUGGCCAGUGAGUGGUAGUGGGACAAUAAUGAGUUGUCAGAGGAAGAAGAGGGAGAGGACUGGGAAGAGGAGGUGUUGGAAGCAGAAGGGGUAACAGGGCUUAGUGAGCUGGGAGAGUCUGUGGCAGAGAGCGGUCAAGAAUCAGAAGCUGAAGCAGGCAAGUAGGAGGAGGGGGGCCAAGAGGCAGAACUGAGUCAGGCUGGUGAAGUCCCCCUCCUGCUGUGAUAAGCUUUCCCUCCCCCUUGUCUUCCAGGACCAGAAGAGGCAUGAAGAGGGAGGAGAAGAGGUUGGCUUCACACAGGUACAGUCUCUGAUUGCUGGGGGGGGGGCAGGGAGAGGAGGAGACAUAUACGGCUGUGGAAAGCCAGGGACUUUCAGUCUUGGCAACUGAUUCACAGAACAAGACCUACAGGAGGUGAGCUGCUGCGCCCACUAGGCCUGACACUCUGCCACGUGUUUUUGCUAAUCAAGAGUUAACUCCAACUUUGAGCGGUGUGAUUUCAUGCCGUCUCACUCUUUGACAUUAGACGACAUUGCAUCAGAGCAAGUGGUAAUGCUUUGUAGAUUAAAGUGUCAGAAAACAGAACAUUUUAGAGCAAUGUUCUUAGGGUUUCAAAAGAAAAACAAAUCAAAUAAUUGCUGUAUGGUCAGCAGUUACUAAGCUAUCCACAUUGAAAUUGAAUUGAAAUUGAAAUACUUUAUUGUCACUUGUACAACUUGUAUACAGUGAGAUUACAUGAGCACCCCCCACUCAGCUCUCUUAGUCUUAAUUCCCCUCGUUUACUGACGCACACCCACCAAACCCAAAAGUCAGUUGCCCUGUUGUUUUCUUUUCAUUCAGCAGCCUAACAGCCCACGGAUAGAAGCUGUUCUUUACCUUGUUGGUAAUCAUGCUUCUAUAUCUUCUGCGUGAGGGCAGGAGAUCAAGAAAGUGCAGGCCAGGGUGUGAAUCAUCCCUGAGAAUUUUCCUCACUCUCCUGAGGCAACGUUCUUCCACUAUUUCAUCCAGCGGAUUCACGGGACAGCCCAUAAUAUCUUGUGCUGUAUUCACCACCCUCUGUAGGCACUUCCUAUCAGAAGAUGUCAAACCAGCGUACCACACCAUGAUGUAGUAUGAAAGGACACUUUCUAUUGUUGACUGGUAGAAGGAGAUCAUCAAAUGUUGAUUGACAUCGUUCUUCCACAAUACUCUGAGCAGAUGGAGUCUCUCUUGGGCUUUCUUAACCACCUGGGUUGUAUUGCCAGUUUUGUGCAUGAGUAGAUGAAAUAUUGGGAGCUCAGAGCCGCAGCGUAUGAACGUGCCGCCAUCUUGGAACAGAUGCAAUUGUUAUGCACUGGGAUAUUUGAUUUAAACAUUUGAUAUUUCAGCAUGUUUGAGAGCUUGAUGUGCAAUGGCAUGUUAAGAAGACCCCUGCUGGAUCAGACCCAAAGGCCUAUCAAAUCCAACAUCCAUGUUCCCAGUGCAAUGUCAAAUAAUCCAGUCAGGUGCUUUUAGAAAGCCUGCAAGCAGGAUAUGACACAACAGUCUCUCCCGUGUUGGUGCCACAAAUGCUCUUCAGAGCUUCAGCUGCCUCUGAAUCAGGAAUUUCCACCUAGCCAUCCUGGCUAUUUGCCAUAUCCUUUACAAAUUUGACUAAUGCUCUUUCAAAGCCAUCUAAAUCAGUGGCCACGGCAUGGAAUUCCAUAUAACAAUUAGAUGCACAGAGUGAGACCCUGCAGCUCAGAGUGAUUUCAUAAAUGAUUUUACAUUUAUUAUAUUAGUACCUGAAUAUUUGAGAGAUGACACGCGAUAGUAUUUGAGUGCAUUUGAUAAUGGGCACGCAAUGGUAUAUAGUAUUUGGCAGGGCAGAUCGGUGUGACAUACAAUGGCAUUUAACAUUUGACAGUUUUGUGAUGGCAUCCAUCUGUUGUGUGAGACAAUGGAGGCGUGUGCCUUUUGGGGGUGAAGUCAAAAUUGUAGCAGAGCUACAACACCUUAUGUGGCCACAAAGAUCGAUAUGGAAGAGAAAUAAAUUAAGAGAUGCCAAGGAGAC
Podarcis lilfordi (Lilford's wall lizard) is the source of this 3399-nucleotide messenger RNA. The record is from the annotation of a GenBank genome assembly. NCBI's taxonomy places the organism in Eukaryota, Metazoa, Chordata, Lepidosauria, Squamata, Lacertidae.